CGUAGCGUACGCACGCAGAAAAAGCUGCUGUGGCCUCCCCGGCUUCUCCUCGCACCACUUAUUCUGCGAUUUACUUUUUUCCCCUCUCAAAAUGUGGGCUGCUCGAACCGCUUCCUCGUUGGCCACGCAUGGGGUAUCCCAGCUUUAUCAGCAUGUCGAAAGCCGAGAGCCAAAGGGAACACGCUCCUAGGUUUCUGACGCCGCCGUCAACGCCAAGGAGGGUCAUUGCAUAUCAAGAAAAGCUGAAGCAAACCUUCAAUCCAAGCGUGUUUCUGCAAAAUUUCAACUUUCCAAUACCGUUUCGACGAAAACCAAAACCAAAGCCAAGCGAAGAUACAACAGUGUUUCCUACCCCUUACAAGACGCUUUACCAUCCGAGGGCUGCGAGGUACCAACCAUUCCGCAGGUCGGAGUUCAUCGAACUCGCCAACUUUGGUGUGGUUGAAAUCGACCCAACUGAGAGUGGUGUGGGGCACGACUUUGAGCCGGUGGUGUUCAAGAAUCCAACUUGGUGUGACUUGUGCGGUGACUUUGUGUGGGGAGCCUGCAGUUUACAGCAAGGGCUUCAGUGUCAAAACUGCAAUUUUACUUGCCACCUAAGGUGUCGAAGUUUUGUCGCAUUAGACUGCAAAGGCCAAGGGGAAAUGGAAACGAGCGACCUAAGCGAGCAGAAGCAGGACGAGAGAAAGGAAGGAAAUGGUCGUAUAUCACCAUUGUUUCUUGAGGACUUGCCUAGAGAUGAGCUAAUGUCACGAAUUCAGUCCUACAACCUACAAGAACCAGGGCUUGACAUGGUUUUGCAAGAAGACGGGUCGGUACGAGGUUUCGUGAGAGUGCGCAUGAACCUGAUGCGUCCCAUCAACGUUGUCGCCGGUACAAGACCUCCGUCCAUUUACAACAUCCUCAAGGAUGAAGACAGUGAUAGAAAAACGCUUACUUCCUUCUACCUGCCCAGGGACACUAUAAAGGCUCUUCACAUUACGAGUGAAUAUUCUGUACGGGAACUGAUAGUGGCCCUUCUAAAAAAGUUCAAAGUAGCAGACAAUCCACGGAAGUUUGCACUUUAUGAAAGUCAAGUCGACGAAAACACCGGUGAAGUGAAGCUCAGGAAACUUCAAGAUACGGAUAAACCUUUAUGGCUCGCCUUGGACUGGAAUAGCCGAACGAGGCAAUUUGUUCUUCAGGAAAAUGACAAUAGUGAUAUAGAGUGGGAGGACUUUGCAGUUCCGGAGCUUCAAAACUUCCUGAAGAUUCUGGAUCUCGAAGAGGAAGAGUACCUGACCCAGCUGAAGCUGAAGUACGACCUCGUGCGUUCGAAAAUUCAGGAAGCAAUGGACUCGUUCCCGAAGCCUGAAAAUGAAGUUCCCGAGGUGGAAGGCUCGGAGCCACAUGGGCCUGAGCGUGCAGAAAACGUGUCACGCUCUUGAUUUUGGCGUUAAAGCUUAGAACUUCUAAAAUUGGUUUUCCAAUUUCUCCGCAUGCCAUAGACCUCUGGAAGUUGCGCUGUUGUCGAUGACUUGAAGUGCCAGCAGUUCAAUCGAGGUAGUGUCGCACCGUGUUCAAACGUGUUGGUGGGCAUUUAUGCAUUCUAAUUGGAGUUAACUCAAUGCCUUGCAAGCGAGAACUAUGGGCACCGAAUUCGACAUUAGUCACGAAGUCCAGAUGUGUUUUCAUGUGCAUUCGAUGUUUUAUUCGUCCCGCUAAUAACUAGUAGUACCUGCAUUUGAUACGUGAUUUACUUGCUUUUGCUUGAAGUUGCUAGCUUCCCGGUGAUGGACUAAAUGCAGGAGGGCUAUUCAACUGGCACAUUCAAUGCUGUUCGUGCCAGACAGAGCUGUAUAUGUUUGCUUCUAGGCAUAUUUAUUUCUUUCCACGCGCUUUUGUUCUUCCUCUUUAAAUCACUACACCUGUUCACGUCACAUCUUAAAAGGCGAUUAGCCAUCCACUUUUCUUUUCUGUUCAUUUUUAUUGCAAUGAAUUUCUGCAAAUCGGUGUACAGAUGUUGUACUACAGUUAGUGCAAAAGUGAGUGAUAUGGAAGCAUUUUUUUUUUUUCGUUCUAACAUUAUUUUGUGUCUGUAUUUGUAUAGAAUACUGCAGACGUGUGUAUAUAGGAUAUAAAGUAUUUACUUCAAUGAUAACAAUUAUAGUACACAAGACUAUUAAGGGGCUUGAACGGUAAUGUUAAUACGCAUAUACUAAGACAAAAAUUGCACGAUCUUUUUUCAACUGUUCUAACCACAAAUAAACCAAACUACCAGAAGUUACACAAAUGUUGCCAUAAAACCAUAAUACAGGAAACAGACUUGAUAGGUCAGUUUCGUCAAAUUUGUGUAAUCUAGCAUUUGUGGGAUACAACUUUCCUUCAGUACCAGUGUGAAAAGAAGGCGGAAAAAACGUCUGUAAAGCCAAUAUGAAAUGUCAAGUGGAAAUUGGGAUCAAACAGCCUCAUCUAAUCAGUACUAGCUUCUGUAUUUCCAAUAAGUUUAAUACCCCGGGGUGACUAACCUUGAUAAUUAUUCUGCUCACUCUCGCAUGAUUGUAAAGAAAUGCAAGAUACUUCUUUCAUUCCUCCUCUUAGUUUGGCGAGGAUGUGAUUUGUAGAAAAAUAAGAUUACAUUAUUUCACACAACUAGUGGGAAUACUGGUGGAACAGUCCUGUGUAGUUAGCACAAACGUGUGCCAUAAAACAGCAGGAAAUGCUAUUCCAAUGAACAUCACAGAAAAUGCGAAUAUGAACAGUUGCCUUGCCUAAAUUGAUAAUACAAUUCUAUCAACAGUUGUCUAUGACAGUAGUUCCCAGCCAUAAAUAUGUCGGAGACCUCUUGUGGACUGGUGGAAGUCAUGGGGGACCGCUUGCAGCGAGGGGAGGGAGGAUGGGGGGUACGUAGUUAAAUUAACACAACUGGAGUGUGAGACUGGAGCCUUUUAUUUCUACCAAAAACAUCAAACAAACGUGCCACAUCACAUCAGUUUGGACACUUCAUCAAUACGUGGCACUGUCACGCUUCAAGAAAAAUACCGGGGAGGGUUUCGCGGAUCGUAGAAAUGACUUCGCGGACCUCUUAGGGUUCAAGGACCCCCAUUUGAGAACCACUGGUCUAUGACUUUCACCCCAUGCUUGAAGAUUAUGCAAUUCUAAACAAGAUUUCAAAUGCAUGAUUUAAAGAAUGUUAUGCCUCUCAAGCCAUUUUGUAGCAUGUCUCCAACAAUGCUUUUUAUUCAGUGAGAUUUUGAUUAUGUGGCAAUCUCAAUAAGCAAUGCAGAGCAUAGUUUUCUUGCUUUCAUAAUUCUAACAUGAAAACUCGCUCAUGAUGCACCAAGUGGUAUGUACCACGACCGACAAAUUUCCCUACUGAAGACUUCUUAUUCUUCUCACCUUUAACCCUUUCUGUAUCAGCGACGAUAAUAGUUGUCAGGAGUGAGAAGUAAUCACAAUGUGUUCCCACAGAAGUACGUCAGUCGAUUCCUUUGUAGCUGUUUUUUAUGGUACUCGAGUCGCAUGUAGUUUUUCUCUAUUCUUCAGGUGCUAUUCAGUAGAAGUGUGGCUUUCCUGCUUGACACAUUUUUUGGAAACUUGGUGCAAUAUCUUCAAAGGGCCCUGCAACACUUUUCAGCAUGGUCAGAAAACGCUGCCGAUCGGUAGUUGAGGUAGCCCCAGAAUUCGCAAUUAAUAUUUAAAGUCGGCUAGACAUGGUUCCUUCGUCUUUCUACAAAUAAUGCCACAUGCCGGUAUCCACAUCCUUUAGCUGAUUUGACCACAGUGAACUGCUUAGUAAAUGUGAAUUCCGCAGGAGGCUGCCACAUGCCUAUGCUCGCAAUCACACUGAAAUUAAGCUGCAAUCUGAACAUAAAAGAAAUAAAAAGAGAGAAGUGCUCAAGGUUAUAACACACUCUUGACAUAAUUACUUCCUUUCGUGCCAUCACUCUGAGCUUACUAACUUCCAGCACGUUGGUCGGGACGAGGAAAGAGGGAAAGCAAUUACAACGUGCAACAAACCUGUGCAAGUCUACUCGUACUUUUGCAAUGCAAUAAACUCUUUCAUAGUGAAGCCAUUCGAUGGUUACGUGUAAGAGUGAUGCAGGGCCCCUUUAUAUACCUGCAGAAUGGAAAGGUAAAAAUCAUGCUGAGUGCAGUGGGAUAUUUUAAUAGACCGUGUUUAUUCAUAUUGUAAUAUGCUGAACACGCAGCUGGCAAUCGUCGAAGUAGACACCAGGAAAGGAUGAGAAAGCCUUUUCUUUCUGUGGUUGCUAGAUUCAUUGCUACCUUUAAAUUGUGCAGGGUGGGCGACACGGCCAAGCUCAUUGUAACGAAGCUGCACCUUACAUGAAAAUAAGCUUGUUAUAUUCGAAAAUUCGUUUUAAAGUAUAUUCCUAACAAUGUCACUAUUGCAAGAGUAUUCUUCAAUAUACUUUUUUGUAACCAAUAUUUCGUAAUGUUCCGGUUCGUUAUAUCAAUGUUUGCAUGUGUACAUAAUAGCAGGAAGGUAGCCUAAAGUAACUUGCGAUUCGAAGAACACAUAGGAUAAGUGUGUCAUUUUUACGCGUCAUAGUUGUUUCAGCAGUCAUAGUUUCUUUGCUGAACAUUCCGGUUCAGGUAGAAAGCUGUGUAUUUUGAGGGUGUGCAAUAUUUUGCUAUGCUUUUAGGAGUAUUACGGUCUUAUAAGUCUUCCUAGUACACAGUCUGCCUUAUUAUCACAGCAGCAAGGCUCCCUAAUGUAGUAAAACACUGUGGCCAGUAUUUCAUUAUAAAUGUAGCAUGUGAAGUGGCAGAUGCCAGGUUGCUCCUAGCACCACAGCUCUCUGCAAUUUGAAAACAUGCAAGACAUUGGCAGUCUCUCACUGUUCAGUGCCCGUCCCUAUAUUUUAAUUUUAUCAUUGCAGUCUUGAGAGGACCAACGACUGACCAUGAUGCCUUAGGAUAAUGGAGUAGUGGCAUAAGUCAAAUAAAAGAUGUUGAUUUCAGCAUUGACUUAUUGACUUGAAAUGCGGUGCAAGGUGGCCUUGUAAACUAGGCAUGAGCCAAAAUUUAUCAUAUCAGGACACUGGCACUUGGUAGAAGUGUUCGAACUUGUGCAUUGUGCCCAUAUAGCAUUGUGGAGGCCUUAUCUAAGUCACUUUGAUUAUAUUUCUGUGCCUAAAGCUCUUUUUAUCAUAUUUUUUUAUCCCUCAAGCUUCUUUUUUUGGCCUGUUGUUGCUAGCACCUUUCUUUUUCAAUCAUUUUUCACUAUAAAUAUUCGGGGGGCAUUUGACACUUUCAUUAUGUCACAUCUGCCUUGUCCCACGCAACACACAUAUCGCGGACAAUCCCGCAAUUCUUCAAAGUAGUAUGUUUGAAUGGCUUUCAUACUUAUCGAUUUGAAGGUUUGCUGCCAUUGCCUGCAUUCGUUUUUGACCAUUUUGUCCAGCAUUUUGCAAUUAUCUAUCCAGGGAGAACACUGUAGGCCAAACAUUUCUAUUAAAACUUGCUUGUGUAGUGUCUUCAAAUUAGUGGUGUUGGGUUACGUGGUUUGUAACACUGGGCAGUAAAAUUGAACACUAUGUUGCUAUUUCUAUUUAAUUGUUUUACGUGCUGGACUCUCACAUAGAAAUUUUCUAUCAUGGGCAUUUUAUUACCAUAUUGCAAUGUGGAUUAACUUGUUUGUGAAUGUGACUAACUUCAUAGCACUACUAUGACGUUGCGUGAUGUGCAGAACUAGGAAGAAAGGUCACAGACUAGGCUUCUUCCCUCUGCUUCUGUGCUGUACAAGAGGCACUCCGUGCUAUCAAAUAUUUUUCAUGUCUCGUUAUAUAUUUCAGUCACCUCCACCAUUGUGCAUGAAAAAAAAAAUUUCAAGGGGCUCGUUUUUUUUUUUUUUUUUUGCUAGGCACAAUCAGUUGAAUCUGACAGACAAUUAGGCUAGGGGAGGUAUAGUAGGCAAUAAGUGUUAUCUCAUAGUCUAGUAACUGUGUCAUACAUUUAAAUGAACUGAAGUGAAGAAAAGUCACCCUUUUUGUUAGUGAGAUAGGAAGCCACAACUUUCGAAUUAUAGUUGAACCACUAUAAGAGACCUACUACGAAGCAUUUGUCGUCCCUUGUACACCCGUACCUCAAUAUAACGAACCCACAUAUAAUGAAACACUGUUUAUAACUUAGUAAAUUAAGAAAUGUUCUUGCAGUUCAUAUAGUAUGACAAUUAUAGCUCUAUAACGAAUAUUCGAAUAUAACAAACCAAUUUUCGGUAAAAUGCAAGUUUAUUUUAAUUCAGCUUAAAUGUAUGAUGAGUUUUCUCUUAUAAGCAGGGUCAAAUACCAUGUUCUUAUUUUCUGGUCAACCCAUAUUUCUGUGUAGGCACACUGCUGUCCAUUAUACCCAAUUGUCUCUUACA
Rhipicephalus microplus (southern cattle tick) is the source of this 6367-nucleotide messenger RNA. Its product is annotated as ras association domain-containing protein 1. The record is from RefSeq and is a predicted model, not a curated record. Lineage: Eukaryota; Metazoa; Arthropoda; Arachnida; Ixodida; Ixodidae. Gene Ontology annotation, biological process: signal transduction.